AUGCUAGAAAAUAGUGUUGAAGCAGAUGAAACAUUUGUCGGAGACAAAAUACCAGUUUUGGGAAUUAUUGAGAGAGGUGGUAAUUUGAUUACUCAAACCAUUCCUAAUACCAAACAAGAAACGGUUAACCCUAUAAUUAGGGCUAACGUUAAAGAGGGUUCCGAUGUUUUUACGGAUGAAUGA
This is a messenger RNA of Racocetra persica, 183 nucleotides long. NCBI's taxonomy places the organism in Eukaryota, Fungi, Glomeromycota, Glomeromycetes, Diversisporales, Gigasporaceae. The record is from the annotation of a GenBank genome assembly.